This is a messenger RNA of Staurois parvus, 347 nucleotides long. NCBI's taxonomy places the organism in Eukaryota, Metazoa, Chordata, Amphibia, Anura, Ranidae. The record is from the annotation of a GenBank genome assembly.
GAUCAAUGGAAAGAGCUGAAGACGUCAGCUCUGUCAUGUGAUCAGCUGUGUCCAAUCACAGCUGAUCGCAUGGGACAUCUACACUGAUCAUCAGGACACUGAUGAUCAGUGUGCCCUGAUGAUCAGUGUAGCCCCAUCAAUGCCACCUGUCAGUGUCCAUCAUUGUCAGCUGUCAGUGCUCAUCAAUUGCACCUAUCAGUGCCCAUCAGUGCCACAUAUCAGUGCCACCAGUGCAUAUCAAUGCCACAUAUCAGUGCCCAUCUGAGCUGCCUUUCAGUGCCGCCUAUCAGUGCCAGUCAGUGCAGCCUAUCAGUGCCAGUCAGUGCCGCCUAUCAGUGCCCGGCAGU